Molecule: messenger RNA, 1348 nt
Organism: Plutella xylostella (diamondback moth)
Lineage: Eukaryota; Metazoa; Arthropoda; Insecta; Lepidoptera; Plutellidae
Gene: Prx4
Product: Peroxiredoxin 4
Biological process (GO): cellular response to stress; response to oxidative stress; cell redox homeostasis
Cellular component (GO): endoplasmic reticulum; cytosol
Molecular function (GO): thioredoxin peroxidase activity
Source: RefSeq, a predicted model, not a curated record
UUUACUGCGAAUCUGGCACUGUAGUGGUAGUGCGGUGGACGUGUCAAAAGUCACAAGCACAAGAGUGUUUGUUUUGUUAUUGUUAUUAUUAAGUUUAUUAUUUCUUAUCGUACAGGCUUGUUAACUAUAACAACCAUGAAAAAAUAUCUUGUAUCAUUAGUUCUGUUUUUGUGCUUAAGUAUACCAUGUAAAUCUUCUUUAUUUGAAUCAGAUUCAUGUUAUUCGUUUGGAAGCGGUAAUGUUUUUCCCGGUGGUGCCCGGAAAGGAGAUCAUAAGUUGCAAUUUACGAAAGCAGUCAUAUCAAAGCCGGCACCGGAGUGGGAGGCAACGGCAGUGGUUAACGGAGAAAUAAAACAAUUAUCUCUAAAAGAAUAUAAAGGAAAAUAUGUCGUUUUCUUUUUCUAUCCCUUGGACUUUACCUUUGUGUGUCCGACUGAAAUUUUGGCGUUUUCGGAAAGAGUUGAAGAGUUCAGAAAAAUCAAUACAGAAGUUGUUGCCUGCAGUGUAGACUCCCACUUUACUCAUCUUGCGUGGAUCAACACUCCUCGAAAAGAGGGAGGUUUGGGAAAAAUAAAUAUUCCUCUCUUGAGUGAUCUUACCCAUUCUAUUGCUAAAGACUAUGGGGUUUAUCUUGAAGAUCUAGGUCAUACGUUGCGAGGCCUUUUUAUCAUUGAUGAUCGUGGGAUACUGAGACAAAUUACUAUGAACGAUUUGCCGGUUGGCCGGUCGGUAGACGAAACACUAAGAUUAAUUCAAGCAUUCCAAUAUACUGAUAAGCAUGGAGAAGUAUGUCCCGCUGGAUGGAAACCUGGACAAGAUACAAUUAUACCGAAUCCCGAUGAAAAAAAGAAGUAUUUCGAGAAAGUUUCCAAUAAUUAAUUUAUGAUAUAUAGAUUUAUGAAAUGAUUAAAAGUAGGUAUGAUAAAAACCACAUGUCACAAGUAAGUAGUCAAACUAAUCAGAUAAUAAAUAAGUAGAUUAGUAACUAAAUAUGAUAAAAAAUAGAUUGGAUUAAAAUGGUAUGCAGCAUAUUUUAUCUAAUUGACGGGGAGACAAAACUAAAGUUUCUAAUAGGGUUAACUUUAGCAUAACCAAAUACACUACAACCAUUUUAAAUGAUUUUAAUAGUUCCUUGUAUGAGGAUCAUGUAGGUGAGAGAGCCUAGUGCCAAUAAGAACGUCACCCCCAUCCAAAAUACCUAUAUAUUUUUUGCAUAUCUAUUUCUUGAAAUACCUUCUAAGUAUAAAAAACUUCAUCACAAAUAAGAAAAUAUAAUAGCCGUGAAAAGACUGAUUUUGUAUAAAAUGCGUAUACCUACUUAAUUUAAUAAACAUUUAUGUACAAAAUA